AUGGAUGAAAUUGGCAUUGAAAUCCAGAAGCAGGAGCCAACCUUUGAGCAUGUCGUAACCGAGAAGGCGGCACUCUUCCAGGAGCUUCAAGAGGAGGACUUGUACAUCAAGUACAAGAAGCUGGCACGGCAUCUAGAGAUGCUAGACAUCCAGGAGAGCUACAUCAAAGAUGAGCAGGCGAACUUGAAGCGCGAACUCAUUCGCGCACAAGAGGAAGUCAAGCGAAUCCAGUCCGUUCCUCUGGUCAUUGGACAGUUCCUCGAGCCCAUAGACCAGCAAACUGCUAUCGUCGGCUCAACAACAGGGUCGAACUACGUCGUCCGCAUCCUUUCGACUCUUGAUCGCGAGUUGCUCAAGCCGUCUUCCUCCGUCGCGCUCCACCGGCAUUCAAAUGCCUUGGUCGACAUCCUCCCACCGGAGGCCGACUCGUCGAUCUCCAUGCUCGGGAAGGAAGAGAGGCCAGAUGUGGCGUACCAGGACAUCGGUGGUAUGGACUUGCAGAAGCAGGAGAUUCGGGAGGCAGUCGAGCUGCCAUUGACGCACUUCGAUCUCUACAAGAAGAUCGGUAUUGACCCACCGCGUGGUGUACUGCUGUACGGUCCUCCGGGUACCGGCAAGACGAUGCUCGUCAAAGCCGUGGCCCAUCACACCACCGCAUCCUUCAUCCGUGUAGUCGGCAGUGAGUUCGUGCAAAAAUACCUUGGUGAAGGUCCUCGCAUGGUCCGCGACGUCUUCCGGCUCGCACGCGAAAAUGCCCCCGCAAUCAUCUUCAUCGACGAAAUUGACGCCAUCGCCACGAAACGUUUCGACGCACAGACGGGCGCCGACCGUGAAGUGCAGCGAAUCUUGCUUGAACUGCUCAACCAGAUGGACGGCUUCGACCAGGGUAGCAAUGUCAAGGUCAUCAUGGCGACAAACCGAGCCGAUACUUUGGACCCUGCUCUGCUCCGUCCCGGUCGUCUGGAUCGGAAGAUCGAGUUCCCGCUACCUUCGCGGCGCGAGAAACGUCUCAUCUUCCAGACAUGCACAAGCAAGAUGAACCUGGGCCCGGACGUUGAUCUCGAAGAUUAUGUCUCACGACCGGAGCGUUUAUCCUCCGCAGAGAUUGCGUCCAUUGUUCAAUCCGCAGGUCUGCACGCUGUCCGCAAGAACAGGUACGUAGUGCUACCAGCGGACUUCGAAGACGCGUGGAAGGCGAACGUCAAGCGUGUCGACGAGACAUUGGACUUCUGUACGUUCUUCACUUCUCUGCAUGUAUUUUUAGCUCGCUGA
Molecule: messenger RNA, 1272 nt
Organism: Fomitopsis serialis
Lineage: Eukaryota; Fungi; Basidiomycota; Agaricomycetes; Polyporales; Fomitopsidaceae
Product: 26S proteasome subunit P45
Exons: 7
Coding region: 1-1272 (423 amino acids)
Biological process (GO): proteasome-mediated ubiquitin-dependent protein catabolic process
Cellular component (GO): proteasome regulatory particle, base subcomplex
Molecular function (GO): ATP binding; proteasome-activating activity; ATP hydrolysis activity
Source: RefSeq, a predicted model, not a curated record